AGACUUGGUCACUUAGCUGUGUCGGAAAGCAAGCUGUAAAUCGCUCUGCAAAAGAUUUUCUGUGUCCCGUUCGUUCCCCAGAUAGUGAACAGUUUCUCAUUCUAUUUUAAUAUUUUUCUUGAACAAAAAAUAUUUGAGUAACAACAACAAAAAUGUCUGAAGCAAAACCACCAACAACAACAUCAACAGUACCAAGACGAAAAGUUAGGAGGAACAGUAUUCGUGUUCCAUCUGGAGCUUCUAUGGCAGCGUUUAAUCAAAGAGCUCCAUUAGUCUUGGCCGGAGGAGUCGCAGCAUCAAGUUCUCAAAAACAUGUUGCUGAUAUGAAAAACAGCAGAGAAAAAGAGAAGAAGGCAAUGCAAGGUUUGAAUUCAAAGCUUGCCAACCACCUUGAAACAAAACGUAUGUUGGAGGCCGAAAACAAACAUCUUAAGGAACUCUUAAAUAAAUCUAGGGUUGAGUUUAAUAUUGAUAAAGUCAAGACCUCAUACGAAGAUCAGCUGCAUGAAAUGAAAGCACUCCUAGAAGACAAGGAUAAGGAACUGGCAACUGUAAAGUCCCAAAACGAAUCGCUUGAAGAAGAAGUUGAAGAUUUGAGCGAACAAUUGCGCCAAGUGCAGGACGAAAGAGACAGACUGCAAGCGGAAAUCGAUGGAUUACACGAUGAAGUUGCCCACCGCAUUGCAGACAGCGAAACCAGCAGAAGGAGGACAAGCGAAUUGGAGAAGCAACUUGCUGACUGGAAGAAGAGAUAUGGCAUUCUUGAUGGUCAAAUGGCCGAACUUAGAACGAACUUACGAACCGAAACUUCUCAAAGACUGCAAUUAGAACACCGUCUGGCGAUGCUGGAAGAUGAGAUUGCUUUCCUCGAUGAAGUCCAUAAUACCGAGAUCAAAGAAUAUAAGGCUAUUGUAUCAAAAACACAGAAGUUACCUGAUUUCCAAGAUUCAUGGAAGGCUGAAGUUGGAAAUAUAGUUUCUGAUUUAAGCGCCGAAUAUGAGUCUCAGUUGCAGACAAUUACUGCUGCGAUGGAAAGCCGACAUGCGGAUGAGAUACAGAAAUUGAAAGCAGGCGUGAGGACCAUCCCAGGUGGAGCAUCUCCAGCUGGCAGGGUCGGUGUAAGUGGAGGAUUGGAUAUGCGUUCACGUACGGACGUAAGCGCUAUGAGGGAAUAUGAAUCUACGAUAUCAAGUCUGAAAAGUAAAAUAAGGGAUCUAGAAUUUCAAUUGCAAGAGUCCCUAAGCAACAACGCAUCUGAAGAUGCGGCGCACAGAGCCGAAAUUGAUCAGUUACGUGCGGAAAUGGAAUCAAUGUUGAAGGAAUUACACGACCUUAUGGAUGCUAAACUCUCACUGGAAUUGGAAAUUGCCGCCUAUCGCAAACUCCUUGACGGAGAAGAGAACAGAAUUAGUUCAGCUCUUAGCAGCUUUGGUGGAUUUCAAACAGAGGGUGAGUCUGCUCUCGCGAACGCACUAUCUCUACCUGGAAAUAAAAUGACUAUGAGUCGCUCUACAAAUGGAACUGUGGCCAUCGUAGAAUUGGAAUCCGAGGGAAGAUACAUCGAAAUUGAGGACCAUGCUAAGUUUCCAAAGAGCCCAACUAACAUAAAGAACUGGACAUUGACCCAAAGGCUAGAAAAUGGCAAGACCAACGUCCAUACAUUUACCAACGGUGAUGUGUUUUCUGUUGGUAAAAAUAUGGUCAAAGUUUGGGGAUCAAAACACGGUUCUGGUCAAGAUGGCAUUGUAUCAUCAGUCGCUGAAUGGUCUAAAAUGACAAUGCCAUCGGUAAUUACUUUGAAAGACGACAAGGGCAAGGAAAGCGCUGUCCUCACGAUCAAAUCGAACGCAUGAACGAUGUAGUUCUCCUGCUGAACUUGUGUGCAUUUUGUCUCAGCUGAAAAGUCCCCGUUUUUGUUAAAGUUAGCACCAAGUUUCAUAAAGUCCCUUUUUUCAUAUCUUAAUAAUGAUUUCGAUAAAAUAAUCCUUCUAAAGUAAACUUCUAAGCACUUCAAAUUUUCUGUUUUAAAUUGCUCACAUGAUUAUCUAGAAUUUGCGAUGAUUAAAAAAAUACAGUUCUUAAAACAAUAUAUUUUGCAACACGACUGCACAAUUAUCAUAUAUUAACAAACGCUUCAGCUUGAUACUUUUGGUGAUCAUGAUUUCAAUAAAGCCUAUUACCUAGCUACUAUGACAAACAAUAUACUUUCUGUUUUGCUCCCAAAUGCUUCAUACUUAAUGAUACUUCUCACUAUAAAAGCGCAAAUUUAUCAAGAAAAACACGCAGCGACAUCUGACGAAAAUAUGAUAAAAUUUUCUUCCAUUAUAGUGAACAGUAUUUGUUUUUGUAUUUACAAUCUUGUAUUUCGUAAUUUAAUUUCGAGGAUCUUUUUGUUAAAAUGUAUGAAAAAAGGGCAAUAAAAUAUUUUUAAUA
This is a messenger RNA of Octopus sinensis (East Asian common octopus), 2433 nucleotides long. Its product is annotated as 70 kDa neurofilament protein-like. NCBI's taxonomy places the organism in Eukaryota, Metazoa, Mollusca, Cephalopoda, Octopoda, Octopodidae. The coding region runs from base 153 to 1853 and encodes 566 amino acids. The transcript has 11 exons. The record is from RefSeq and is a predicted model, not a curated record.